GUUCUGUCAGAUUCAAGAUGGCUGCUGGGGACUACAGCGGCAGGCCUCCCUGCCUACAUUUCUCCGGCCCAGGGCCUUUGGGAAAUGGCCAGCCCAGCAACAGUGGUUAUUCAAUUCCUACGUCCAACGGUGGGCCCGCUGGUGCGGCCGGAGGGGUUCAGGGGGCUGCAAGGCGCCCCAACCCGCAGUCGGGGCCUGGCGGAGGCGAAAGCGCCGGUGUUGCAGCUGGAACUCCACCGACCGUGCAGAACUCGAUUCAGCAAGCGUCAGCUCAAAGCACCGCGGCAGGGGCGGCCUCCGGAGCGAUGGCGACCUCCGCUACGAACUUGACUGCGAGUGCAGCAUCGAAUGUGUCCGCUGCGAGUGUACCAGGGACCCAUUCCUCACUGUCGUCAGCACCAGCGGCCGCCGCUGUUUUGGUUUACAGGGAGCCCGUGUACAACUGGCAGGCGACGAAAAGCACCGUAAAGGAACGAUUUGCUUUCCUGUUCAAUAACGAAGUUCUGAGUGACGUUCAUUUUCUGGUGGGGAAAGGUAUGGGAGUGCAACGAAUACCCGCACACAGGUAAGAACGAACGUGUAUUUCUCUUAUAACUAACGUUAUAGCUUACAUAGUUUGUCUACAAAGAAUGGUUAGUAGAAUAACGAAAUUUGUCUAAUUUUCGUGUUUAUUAAUCCAAGCGACUUUAAUGCAUCAUGUUAGUGGUGAAAGGCAUUGUUUUGAUUUGAUGGCUUUUGUUUUGGUUAGGUUCGUUCUUGCUGUGGGCAGCGCAGUCUUCGAUGCCAUGUUCAAUGGGGGUAUGGCGACCACCUCAACGGAAAUCGAGUUGCCAGAUGUCGAACCUGCUGCCUUUCUGGCAUUACUGAAGUAAGUAAGAAAGACUUUAUGGUUUAGAUCCAAUCAUAAUACCCCAAAUGGUCUCCUCCCAUCCAAGGUAUUUGACAGUUUAUGGCCAUAUAGUACGUGUAACCGGUGUGAUAUGGCUAACUAGUUAGCGGCGCGCUAGUAGCGUUUCAAUCGGUGACGUUACUCGCUCUGAGACCUUGAAGUAGGCUUUUGUGGAGCGACGGGUGACUGUUGGAUGUGUGCAGAGGGUCCCUGGUUCAAGGCGAGGAGAGGGCCGGAAACAACACUGUUACAUAUGCAGAACCCAGGUUAUCUGUGCCACCCAAGACUGUUAAUGCCAACUUAUGCAUUACAGGUCCCUUGUAGCUCACUUGUUAGAGCAUGGCGCUUGCAACGCCAGGGUUGUGGGUUCAUUUCCCACGGGGGGCCAGUAUGAAAAAUGUAUGCACUCACUAACUGUAAGUCGCUCUGGAUAAGAGCGUCUGCUAAAUGACUAAUAUAUAAUAUAUAUACUCGAUCUGAACAUGUGGUCGGAGGCUUCGUAUGACGGGUGUGACGCAAUUGCAGAGCCCCUGGAGGCAUGUAGAGGCCAAAUCAAGCUCCAUACCGCAUCACAGUGCGCCUCUCAAAUUUUGUAACAAUGUGGAGGGCUCCGUAUAGCCCCAUAUUGACAUGAUUGGUUAACGAUAGGUGGGGGCGGUACAUCCUAUAUAAAUACAUUUACAUUUUAGUCAUUUAGCAGACGCUCUUAUCCUUAAACACAAACUCGCUUCCUUCACAAUAGCUUUGCUCUGCUAAGCGCAAGAAGUAUGAAAGCCCUGACAUCUGCGGAGGCUGAAUCAGUAAAUGUAGUAUGGCCACUUCAGGCCCCAGAUUGACCAUGCAGGGCCUUUAAGUCCACUAAAGGCGUCCUUGUGCUUCCCAGCCGAAACAGUUCGGAAGAGUUCGUGCAUAUAUUAUGACGAUAUUUUGUGACGUUUUUGUUCGUUUUGAACUUCGGUAAGGUUUUCUUUCCGAUGAUCCGGCACACGACAUUCUUUUCCGUAAGGCCAGCUGAAGUCCGGUAGCCGAAGUAUACGCCCCUACGUACGUGAUUGGACAACUGUAGGAAUUAUUCAACGAGAGACGACUUGUUAUAAUGCUAUUUUUUCCCAUUCAGAAAUACUGCACCAAACAUUGUAGUUAGAUGUAAAAUGGCGCGACUAAGAUCUCCUCGCCAAAAACGUCUAAAUUAAUUACAGAUUUCUUGAGUUAUCUUAGAUUAAUUCAGACUAUUUUGAGGAAGUGUAUACUGGUUACGGCGACUCAAAAUUGACAAACGGUACUAUUGCUGCCUUUUUCUCGUUUUUUGAAAGAAGGUAUUUUAAGGGAGUCACUCGUUCGGUUCGGCUAGCCGCCAUCCGAACUGAAGCAAGAUACGCAGAUAGAUUGUAAUAUUGUUGUAUGAUGGUAUUAUACAUUUUGUAUUGUAGAUAUGUAGUGGUGUAAUAGUGUUAUAUGAUGUACUGUUUUAUCUUUUGUUUUAUGUGUAAUGUGUCUUAUGGUAGCAGCUAAUGGGGAUCCCUAAUAAAUACAAAUACUGACGCCUUAAGAUUAAAGGUGCCCUGCUAUCAGUCAUCUAAUCUUGUCCCCUCCAGGUUCCUGUACUCUGAUGAGGUCCAGAUAGGGCCUGAGACGGUGAUGACCACUCUGUACACGGCUAAGAAGUAUGCAGUGCCGGCCUUGGAGGCCCACUGUGUGGAGUUCCUCAAGAAGAACCUGCGGGCUGACAAUGCCUUCAUGCUACUCACUCAGGUUAGCUACUAUUGUACUGUGUGUCUGGGAUGCAGUCUCUAAACAAGUCAACCAGUGCCUGAUUGUGUGGCCUGACCCAGUAUCAAAAUAAGUCUGCUACAGUUUGUCUGAAUGUCUCAAAACAAUAGGUCAGUCCCAAAACAUUGAUUUGCAUAGAUUCUUGGUCAGUUCAUAUAAAGUACUGUUUACUGCAUGUGAGUCUCUGAUCGAUGUGAGUGUGUUUCAGGCCCGACUGUUCGAUGAGCCCCAGCUUGCCAGCUUGUGUCUAGAGAACAUUGAUAAGAAUACCGGAGAUGCACUCGCAGCUGAGGGUUUCACUGACAUAGAUCUGGGUAUUGUAGUUCACUCUGGAUUUUGUAGUUCACUCUACAUAUGGUAAUCCAUUCUUUAAACGCGCAUGGCAAUGUUUGUCUCACCCUCUCCCUCUCCUUUUCACACUUUCCCCUUCUCCUAUCUGUCUUCUCUUCCUUCCCUCUCUUCUCCCUCUCUCUGUCUUCUCUCUUACCCUCUUGUCCACUCCCUCCAUCUAUCUAUCCUCUCUCAGAUACUUUAGUGGCUGUGCUGGAGCGGGACACUCUGGGGGUGAGGGAGGUGCGUUUAUUUGUUGCGGCGGUGCGCUGGGCAGAGGCAGAGGCCCACCGGCAGCAGCUACAGCCCACCCCAGAGAACAAACGCAGGGUCCUGGGCAAGGCCCUUGCCCUCAUCCGCUUCCCACUCAUGACUAUCGAGGAGUUCGCCGCAGGUAACACACACACACACACACACAGACAGUCAUUUUUGCAUGCUAGGUCUCUCUCACUAUCUCAGUCUCACUCUGACAUGUCUUGCUGUCUCCACCCAGGGCCGGCCCAGUCUAGUAUCCUGACAGACAGGGAGGUGGUGAGUCUGUUCCUUCACUUCACAGUGAACCCAAAGCCCCGCGUGGAGUUCAUCGACCGGCCUCGCUGCUGCCUCCGGGGGAAGGAGUGCAGCAUCACACGCUUCGGACAGGUGGAGAGCCGCUGGGGCUACAGCGGGACCAGUGACCGCAUACGGUGAGAACACACACAGACCCAAUUAACUAUCACACACACAAACAUACUAAUUGAAUCCCAAAAAUAUUGCCUGAGGGCAUACUCUAUCCCUCCUGCCCUCACCUCUCCCACUCUCCUCUUCUUCUCCUCUCCUAUUUUUAUAUUCCCACUCUUCCUGUCCACCUCUCCCAGGUUUUCAGUGAACAGGAGGAUCUUCGUGGUGGGCUUUGGCCUCUACGGCUCCAUACACGGCCCCACAGACUACCAAGUCAACAUCCAGGUACUGUCCACCUUAACUAACUAAAUUAGUCUGUAUCAACAGAAUACAUUGGAACAAAUAGAUCCUUCCCUCUCUGGUGUUUGUCUCUCCUAAAUCAUUGAUGACAGUAUAUACGUUCCUGUGGAUAGAUAUAUAUUAACAGUGUGUUGGUGUAGAAUCUGUGACCGUUGCGUCCCAAAUGGCACCUUGAUCCCAUUAUAUUGCACUACUUUUUGACUAGGGCCAAUGGGGCUCUGGUUAAUAGUGGUGCACUAUAAUGGGAAGAUGGUACCAUUUGGGACGCAAGCGAUGUUUCUGUAAUGUGUCCUUCUCUCCUCCCAGAUCAUUCACACAGACAGUAACACAGUGCUGGGUCAGAACGACACAGGCUUCAGCUGUGAUGGCUCAUCCAACACCUUCAGAGUCAUGUUCAAGGAGCCGGUGGAGAUCCUACCCAACGUUAACUACACAGCCUGCGCCACACUCAAGGUACAGGCUUACUGUACAUCCAUGUCACUGUACAUGUUUGUUUAGGUUGGAAUGUUUUGAAUGGUGUUAUUUCCUCCCUGGAUAGGUGUGGUCCUGUUCUGGCUGUGUGUAACCACAGUGAUGUUCUCUGUAUCCCUCUCUGUCUCUGUAUCCCUCUCUGUCUCUGUAUCCCUCUCUGUCUCUGUAUCCUCUCUGUAUCCCUAUCUGUCUCUGUAUCCCUCUCUGUCUCUGUAUCCCUCUCUGUAUCUCUCUGUCUCUGUAUCCCUCUCUGUAUCUCUCUGUCUCUGUAUCCCUCUCUGUCUCUGUAUCCCUCUCUGUAUCCCUCUCUGUCUCUGUAUCCCUCUCUCUCUGUAUCCCUCUCUCUCUGUAUCCCUCUCUGUCUCUGUAUCCCUCUCUGUCUCUGUAUCCCUCUCUGGCUCUGUAUCCCUCUCUGGCUCUGUAUCCCUCUCUGGCUCUGUAUCCCUCUCUGGCUCUGUAUCCUCUCUGUCUCUGUAUCCUCUCUGUAUCCCUCUGUCUCUGUAUCCCCCUCUGUCUCUGUAUCCCCCUCUGUCUCUGUAUCCCUCUCUGUAUCCCUCUCUGUCUCUGUAUCUCUCUGUCUCUGUAUCCCUCCCUGGCUCUGUAUCCCUCUCUGGCUCUGUAUCCCUCUCUGUCUCUGUAUCCCUCUCUGGCUCCUCUCUGUCUCUGUAUCCUCUCUGUAUCCCUCUGUCUCUGUAUCCCCCUCUGUCUCUGUAUCCCCCUCUGUCUCUGUAUCCCUCUCUGUAUCCCUCUCUGUCUCUGUAUCUCUCUGUCUCUGUAUCCCUCUCUGGCUCUGUAUCCCUCUCUGGCUCUGUAUCCCUCUCUGGCUCUGUAUCCCUCUCUGGCUCUGUAUCCCUCUCUGGCUCUGUAUCCCUCUCUGGCUCUGUAUCCCUCUCUGGCUCUGUAUCCCUCUCUGGCUCUGUAUCCCUCUCUGGCUCUGUAUCCCUCUCUGGCUCUGUAUCCCUCUCUGGCUCUGUAUCCCUCUCUGGCUCUGUAUCCCUCUCUGGCUCUGUAUCCCUCUCUUUCCUUCCCCUUCACUCUCUCCACUUCCUCUCUCCUCGUCUUUCUCAGGGUCCUGACUCUCACUAUGGGACCAAGGGCAUGCGUAAGGUGACCCACGAGUCGUCCUCCACCGGCACCAAGACAUGCUUCACCUUCUGCUACGCUGCGGGAAACAACAACGGCACCUCGGUAGAGGACGGACAGAUCCCUGAAGUCAUCUUCUACACCUAG
This is a messenger RNA of Coregonus sp. 'balchen', 5650 nucleotides long. The record is from the annotation of a GenBank genome assembly. NCBI's taxonomy places the organism in Eukaryota, Metazoa, Chordata, Actinopteri, Salmoniformes, Salmonidae.